This is a messenger RNA of Salmo salar (Atlantic salmon), 2797 nucleotides long. NCBI's taxonomy places the organism in Eukaryota, Metazoa, Chordata, Actinopteri, Salmoniformes, Salmonidae. The record is from RefSeq and is a predicted model, not a curated record.
GCCUGACAGAGAUGCUCACACUCCAGCAACACUGUGAGGGAGUAACGAGGAGAGUCUGGAGUUAUGGAAACACAGACGACACGGUAAAGAACGUUUUCUCCCGUUUCUUCAGACGAUUCGCGGACGGUUGAUUCCGCUUUGGAGUUGGACAACCGGAUUCUAAAAUAAAGUGUUGCGAACGGCACUUGUACACUCAUUUAUAUCUGCGGGCCUGUGUUUGGAAAGUAGAGCAGAAUAACAACAUCGCAGCGAGGGAGGAAUGAAAUCCACCGCUCAUUUCGGAACCCGCGGCGCACGUCGUUUUUAGUCCAGAACAUAACCUGUUACUCAUCGUGCACAGUCUGUUCGCUUCUCUGAGUGAGUGGGCUAUAGAAAACGGGAAAUAUAGAUUUGAUUGAUCUUAUUGAGGGCUAGUCUACUAUCGGCUUCCCUCGCGUGUCAUGCACCUUUAUUAUCAGAUAUGAGGCAAACAGCGUGACGACAUAGCCACCAAAUAACGUCAAUGCUUUCCCAGGAGGGUAAAAAACACAACAACACUCAAGUUAACUAUUGAAAGCAAUUUCACUCAAACAUGAGUUCUUCCGGCGGCAGAAAGGUAGAUAUUCUAUAUGUCGGUGUGUUUGACUUAUUAUUUCCAUGGAACUAAAAUUGGGAAAUUAAUUUAGUCCAUUUCCCCGGAGCGAGUUGUUUUUUUUGGGGUAGCUUCAUCUUGCGACACGUGAAAAUAGCGUGCACGUUUGGAGUUACGAUGCUGGUCACUUGGGUCACAUUUAUUCAAGCGUUCCUAAUACUGCUGGUGAAAGGAACCGACCAAUGGAGCCUCCGGGAGUCCUCUAACUGCGAGCUCAAUAAGAAACAAAGUGAUCUGAACUCUUUCCUGUGGACCAUCAAACGUAACCCUCCGUCCUACUUCUACGGCACGAUCCACGUCCCUUACACGCGCGUCUGGGACUUUAUCCCAGAGAACUCCAAGAAGGCUUUCCAGGAGAGCAACAUGGUUUACUUGGAGCUGGACUUGACCGAUCCCUACACCAUCUCAGCCCUGACCAGCUGCCAGCUCCUCCCCCAGGGGGGAACCCUACAGGAUGUUCUACCCAGGGACAUCUACGGACGCCUCAAGAGGCACUUGGAGUACGUCAAGCUCAUGAUGCCGUCGUGGAUGACUCCUGACCAGAGGGGUAAAGGACUCUACGCUGACUACCUGUUUAAUGCAAUAGCUGGGAACUGGGAGAGGAAGAGGCCUGUUUGGGUGAUGUUGAUGGUGAACUCGUUGACGGAGGCGGACAUCAAGACGAGGGGUGUCCCGGUGUUGGAUCUGUACCUGGCUCAGGAGGCAGAGAGGAUGAGGAAGAGGACAGGAGCCGUUGAGAAGGUGGAGGAGCAGUGUCACCCACUCAAUGGACUGAACUUCUCUCAGGUGAUCUUUGCCCUGAACCAGACCCUUGUACAGCAGGAGAGUGUGAGAGCAGGCAGUCUGCAGGGCUCCUACACCACUGAGGACCUCAUCAAGCACUACAACUGUGGAGACCUCAACUCCAUCAUCUUCAACCAUGACACCUCUCAGGUCCCCAACUUCAACAAUGUGACCCUGCGCCCCAGCGAACAGAUAACAGCCCAGGAGAUCGACAGCUACUUCAGACAGGAACUGAUCUACAAGAGGAACGACAGGAUGGGGAACAGGGUCAAGGCUCUGAUGGAGGAACACCCUGACAACAGCUUCUUCUUCGCCUUCGGAGCAGGUCACUUCCUGGGCAACAACACAGUGAUUGAUGUGCUGAGGAGUCAGGGCUAUGAAGUGGAACACACUCCUGCAGGGCAACCCAUUAGCAGUCGAUCGAAACCCUCUACCGACCAGACGGGUCGUUCUCUGGGUCAGAACCUGGAUGAGUCCCCUUACCUGGAGCCUUUCCUCCACGAAUUCCAUGACGAGGAGCAACAGCACCCUCUGCAGGACAACCCACUACCCCACAUACUGCUGCCGCCUCAUCGCUCCCACAGCCUGGAGCUGAUGGACACGCUGGACCGCAAGCUGAAGCAGAAACGACGAACCAAACAGAGGAAACAUCAGAGAAACGGACAGUUUAAUGACCUCUGGAUCCGCAUCGAAGAGAGCACCACAGUCCAGUUUCCUCCUCCUCCUCCUCCUCCUCUGGUGCGUAUCACCAACGGUUACGUCACCGUAGGACCUCACCACCAUGACCUUGAAAGAGGCCUCGCCCAUGGCCACGACAGAACCAAUCACCACAGGUGGUCGUCAGGCUGCUCCGCCUCCACGCCGCUGUCUGUCAUCUGGUUGCAGUUAACAGUGUUGGUUCACACCUGGACUCUGGUAGUAACACUAGUCUGAAGCAUGAGGUUGUUGGUUAAACUUUUGCACACAAACUGGAAAACAAUCCUUAUCAAUCUAUUUCAAAAACACUGUAAUUCUGUAUACUGUUAACGGUGUUGGGUGACAUCUGGACUGCAGAUCUAAUGCAGAAGGUUAUUGGUUCAAAACCCUCCUGCUCUCACCUGGACUGCAGAUCUAAUGCAGGAGGUUCCCGGUUCAAAACCCUCCUGCUCUCAUCUGACUCAUCUAUGCAGAAGUUAUUGGUUCAAAACCCUCCUGCUCUCAUCUGGACUAGUAGUAGAUCUAGUACAGGAGGUUCCUGGUUCAAAACCCUCCUGCUCUCAUCUGGACUCCGUUAGCAGAUCUAGUACUAUAAUCAAUGUUAGUUCACAUCUGGACUCUGCAUAACUAGUGCAGGAGGUUCCUGGUUCAAACCCCUCCUGCUCUCAUCUGGACUCUAGUAGUAGA